Gavia stellata (red-throated loon) is the source of this 1044-nucleotide messenger RNA. It is a transcript of the gene LRRC30, whose product is annotated as leucine rich repeat containing 30. Bases 1 to 1044 code for a protein of 347 amino acids. The record is from RefSeq and is a predicted model, not a curated record. Lineage: Eukaryota; Metazoa; Chordata; Aves; Gaviiformes; Gaviidae. Gene Ontology annotation, molecular function: protein binding. The transcript has a single exon.
AUGCACUUCACAGGCUCCUCCUUAUCUCCUUGCUCUGACUUUCCCGCCUCCUGCAAGCUGUCAUCCUCUGUUGGCAUUUGCAUGUUGGUGCAGCACUUGCAAGGGAAGAAAACCUCACUUCACCUCCUAGGAGGGAUACGGGGUUUUAUGGGAACUGAGCACUCAAAGAACGAGGGGCGAAGAAGCAUGUUUUUUCUGAGGAAAGGUCCAAAGUUGCCUGCGUGGGAAGAUGCUCUUCUCUCAGGGAAAGAGCCCAAGUCACUGCUGAAACGGGGACUGCGUUAUGUCAGCUUGAGCCUCAUAAUGAAAGGGAUGACCAGAACGCCUGACUUCUUGUGGGGACUGCCCGAGGUGCAGAAACUGAACCUUUCACGCAACCAGCUAGCGGUGAUUCCUCCUUCACUGGGGAAACUGGACAGGCUGGUAGUGCUGAACUUGGGUGGAAACUGCCUCAAGUGCCUGCCUAAAGAGAUUGGGCUGCUGAGGAACCUGAAGGUCUUGUUUGUCAAUAUGAAUUGCCUGACAGAAGUGCCAGCAGAGCUCAGCUUGUGCAGAAAGCUGGAGGUUUUGAGCCUCUCUCACAACCGCAUCUCGCAACUGCCUUUGAGCUUCACUGACCUGACAAGCUUGAGGAAACUGAACCUCAGUAACAACCGCUUUGUGCAAAUUCCCCUCUGCAUUUUCGCACUGAGGAGCUUAGACUUCUUGCACCUAGGGUCCAACAGGCUUGAAAACAUCGCAGAGAGUGUCCAGUAUCUGGUCAAUCUGCAAAUCUUUAUCGUAGAGAAUAACAACAUACGCACCCUGCCACGGUCCCUCUGCUUCAUCACCACUCUGGAGUUACUAAACGUUGAUUACAACGCCAUACAGAGUCUCCCGGACGACCUCUACCUGCUACACCGGCUGCCACGCAUCGCGUGGAACCCAAUGGACAAAGGCCUCCACAUCGCCCACAACCCCUUGUCCCGGCCCCUGCCCAAGGUCGUUGAGGGGGGGCUGGAUGUCCUCUUCAACUACCUCAGGGAGAAAAAGGAGCACAACUGA